AUGGAGAUCGGAAUGAGGAAGCUCUCUUCUGCCUUGGCUCUGACAUUACUGGCAUUGAUCUCAGCUUCAAUCGCUACCUCGGAGGUCCCUUUCAUUGUUGUCCACAAGAAAGCGUCUCUCUCUACCAUCAAAUCAGGAUCCCAACGCGUCUCCGUCACCAUCGACAUAUACAAUCAAGGAUCCUCAUCAGCAUAUGAUGUAAAUCUGGUAGAUGAAGGCUGGAAUACAAAUCUCUUUGACGUUAUUAGUGGCAACACUUCAAAGUCAUGGGAAAAGCUUGAUGUUGGUCAAGUUCUGUCACAUUCAUUUGAGUUGCAGACUAAGACAAAGGGUCUAUACUACGGUUCACCAGCUGUUGUUACGUUCCGUGUCCCAUCUAAGGGUGUUCUUCAGGCAUAUUCAACUCCACUAUUGCCUCUAGAUGUGCUUGCUGAGACCAUCCCGGAGAAGAAGCUUGAUUGGAGAUUGGUGCGCAAAGUUGGACCUCAAAUCUCAGUGAUUUCGAUUGUUGUGACGUUUGUGUAUUUGAUCGCAACUCCAUCAAAGGGAAGCAAGAAGAAGCGUUGA
This is a messenger RNA of Microthlaspi erraticum, 567 nucleotides long. The record is from the annotation of a GenBank genome assembly. NCBI's taxonomy places the organism in Eukaryota, Viridiplantae, Streptophyta, Magnoliopsida, Brassicales, Brassicaceae.